CAUGACCUCCACAUCCUCAACAAUUCGCUCCUGGUUAAUUUAACCGACAGCCACAACGUUAGCGUGACCUAUGACCCUCUCGGCGGCCACACCGUCUGGCAGGUCGUGAUGAUCGUGUUCCUGUGUGGCUCGCUUUCCUUAAUCACGAUCAUCGGGAACAUCCUAGUCCUGGUGUCGUUUAAAGUCAACAAGCAGUUGAAAACGGUGAAUAACUAUUACUUGCUAAGCCUGGCGUUUGCCGACCUCAUAAUCGGUGUUCUUUCCAUGAACCUCUACACCACGUACAUCAUCAUGAACCAAUGGGCUCUCGGGAACUGGGCAUGUGACCUGUGGCUAGCCGUGGAUUACGUAGCGAGUAACGCAUCCGUGAUGAACCUUCUGGUUAUUAGCUUCGACAGGUACUUUUCCGUAACGCGCCCGCUAACCUACCGAGCCAAACGGACCACUAAACGAGCCAUGACUAUGAUCGGACUCGCCUGGUCCAUUUCGUUCAUCCUGUGGGCGCCGGCGAUCCUCUUCUGGCAGUAUUUCGUGGGCGAGCGGACAGUCGCGGCGGGCGAAUGCUACAUUCAGUUUCUCUCGGAGCCGAUCACGACUUUCUGCACGGCUAUCGCCGCGUUUUACCUUCCCGUCACCAUCAUAACCAUCCUUUACUGGCGAAUCUACCGGGAGACGGAGAACCGGUCCAAAGAGCUAGCAGGAUUAAAGGCUUCGGGAAACCAAGGGGAAAAAACGGAGAAUCGAAGCUACGAUCCGAAUCCGUCGAGCCGGAAACGAUCCAGGAAAACCAAACGUCGUUCGUGGCUCUGGUUUCGUCGUAAACACGGUAGCACCGACACGGAUCGCAGCGACAGCUGGAAUAACAACGAGACUGCCGUUUCCAUCGACCAAUCGGAUGAUGACGAAGACGAAGAUGUUGAAGACACACGUCACGUUUAUUCAAUCGCGCUCGAAAGCCUCCAGCCGACGGACUCGGACGCCAAACCGUCCAGAAAGCAGACUCCGCCGAAAGACCAACCCAACGCCAACGUCAAUAAAGAUGGCCGACGCUUCCCCUGCAAGGCUAAAGCGCGCAAGAAAGUGUCUCUGGUGAAGGAGAAGAAGGCGGCGCAGACGCUGAGCGCCAUCCUGCUAGCGUUCAUCAUCACCUGGACGCCGUAUAACAUCAUGGUCCUUCUGAACGCGUUCUGUGACGAGUGUAUUCCUGCGACGCUGUGGGCUCUGGGUUACUGGCUGUGCUACGUCAACAGUACUGUUAACCCCAUGUGUUACGCGCUCUGUAACAAAACCUUCCGCACCACCUUCAGGUCCAUCCUCAUGUGCCAGUGGAAACACAACAAACCGGUUCAGCAGAGAGCGGCCCCGACCCGUCGCAGACACAGCCCGCAGUGAGGGACACGUGUGGGACUGCAGUGUUCGUGCUGUACAAGCCAAAAAAGGCUUAGUAUUUUUGUCUUGUUUCCAGUCCAAAUAACUCAAAAUUCUUAAAGUCCCCGUGAAAUCAAAA
Messenger RNA from Pimephales promelas (fathead minnow), 1507 nucleotides. Lineage: Eukaryota; Metazoa; Chordata; Actinopteri; Cypriniformes; Leuciscidae. The record is from RefSeq and is a predicted model, not a curated record.